AAAUCACUCACAACUUCAAAAAAUAAUUCGAGCACAAAAUGGAAUUCGACAACGACAACAACAGCGACGCGGACGUGGCUGCCGCACAGGCGUCGGUUGAGGACGAGACAGAGCUAUCAAUCACAGGAGUGGAAUCGCAGACAGCUGACCAGCAGGAGGAGGAGUCGGCAACCGUCACAUGGCUGGAACAACGCGUCACGGAGUGGAGGUGCAAGUGUCCUCGGUGCAUCUACGCCCGGCCUCGCAUGACUGAACUUCCUGAUACAUUUGAAUGUCCCAUGCUGAAUGGUUCCAAGCGCUGUCGCCUUCAGUUUCCCAGCAACGAGUUGCUCGUGGUGCAUCAGCUUGACGUGCAUGAAGGCGUGUACCCCAUCUGCCCCAAGCAACGUUUGACAAUGCAGAACCACAUGGAGUAUUCUGCGCCCCGCCCGCCUCCCACCGUGUACAUGUUUCAGCAACGACAUAACCCUCUCAUCAAGCCCGACCAACAUUUGGACGUGUCUGAGGAAGUCGACCGCGUGCGCGUCCAGCACGACGUUGAGGUCGCUGCGUCGGCCAAGCGAAGUUUCUCAAGGAAGCGAAAUCUGGACGGUUUUGUCAAGAUGCCCGCAACGCACGAAGAGCCCGAGACCGCCAUGUUCGACGUGUUCAUGGAAGCUGCGGAACGAUGGAAGCGCGGCGACAAGUACGAACGACUGGCGCAGUUCCAGGAGGCCAUGUUGUUCUACCAGACAACCAAGGAACUGCCCGCGCCGACUGCGCCGUCACAGUACCCUCUUGUGGGCCAGGGCCGAAAUUGGUUCAAGUUGAAAUGAUGGUAUUCGUGGUGACAUCACGCCACCCGUCCUUGAUGACUAGGCAUAUAUGGCCUGACCAGCAUGAGGAGUCGUCAUGACGAUCCAACUUCACCGUGGCUAAAUCUCUAGAUGGAGCUAAUUGACAACGUCAGGAGUACUGGAUGCUUGUGCAUGUCGAGCUGGUAAUACUUCGAAGUAUUAUUAUUG
This is a messenger RNA of Aphanomyces astaci, 1004 nucleotides long. RefSeq lists its product as hypothetical. NCBI's taxonomy places the organism in Eukaryota, Oomycota, Saprolegniomycetes, Saprolegniales, Verrucalvaceae. The transcript has a single exon. The record is from RefSeq and is a predicted model, not a curated record. Bases 39 to 815 code for a protein of 258 amino acids.